Molecule: messenger RNA, 3733 nt
Organism: Arachis stenosperma
Lineage: Eukaryota; Viridiplantae; Streptophyta; Magnoliopsida; Fabales; Fabaceae
Product: glycine dehydrogenase (decarboxylating), mitochondrial
Exons: 16
Coding region: 170-3295 (1041 amino acids)
Biological process (GO): glycine decarboxylation via glycine cleavage system
Cellular component (GO): glycine cleavage complex; chloroplast envelope; apoplast
Molecular function (GO): pyridoxal phosphate binding; glycine binding; glycine dehydrogenase (decarboxylating) activity
Source: RefSeq, a predicted model, not a curated record
GAACCACACUAUAUUAUCGGGAGGUCCAAUCCACCAUCCUCCACUCACUUCACACACUCCAAUGGAAUCGUAAUCGUAACAUAAGAAGAAGAAGAAGAAGAAGAAGAAGAAGAAGCUCAAGACAAAUCUCAUUUCUUUCAUUGUAUCGAUUGAAUCUCUGCAUUCAUUGAUGGAACGUGCAAGGAGGCUCGCAAACCGCGCCAUUCUGAAGCGCCUCCUCUCUCAGACAAAACAGCACCGUCGCCACGAGCCUCUCUCCAACUCUUCCUCUUCCUCCCCCGUUCUCUACUCUCCCUCCAGAUGCGUCUCCACCGUAACUCCCUCUGUUCUCCGCAACAGAGCAUCGUUCCAUCAUUUCUCUCAACAACAAACUCGCCGAAUUUCCGUUACUGCCCUCCAGCCCAGCGACACCUUCCCACGCCGCCACAACUCCGCUACCAAAGAAGAACAGAGCAAGAUGGCUCAGUCUUGCGGCUUCGACUCUCUUGAUUCCCUCAUCGACGCCACCGUUCCCAAAUCCAUUCGCCUCAACGACUUCGCCUUCUCUAAGUUCGAUGCAGGAUUGACGGAGGGCCAGAUGAUUGAGCACAUGAAGGAUUUGGCGUCGAAGAACAAAGUUUUCAAGUCUUUUAUUGGAAUGGGAUAUUACAACACUCAUGUGCCACCUGUCAUCUUGAGGAACAUCAUGGAGAACCCUGCUUGGUAUACGCAGUACACUCCUUACCAGGCUGAGAUUUCGCAGGGCCGUCUCGAGUCAUUGCUUAAUUUCCAGACCAUGAUCACUGAUCUCACUGGCUUGCCUAUGUCCAAUGCUUCAUUGCUUGAUGAAGGAACUGCUGCUGCUGAAGCAAUGUCUAUGUGUAACAACAUCCAGAAAGGGAAGAAGAAGACUUUUGUUAUUGCAAGUAACUGUCAUCCUCAAACAAUUGAUAUAUGCAAGACAAGGGCUGCUGGUUUUGAUCUUGAGGUUGCCACCGUGGAUCUUAAGGAUAUUGAUUACUCAAAAGGUGAUGUUUGUGGUGUGCUUGUUCAGUACCCCGGGACUGAGGGUGAGAUUCUGGACUAUGGGGAGUUUAUCAAGAAGGCACAUGCUCAUGGGGUUAAGGUUGUUAUGGCCAGUGAUCUCUUGGCACUGACUGUGUUGAAGCCUCCUGGUGAGUUGGGGGCAGAUAUUGUUGUUGGCUCGGCUCAGAGGUUUGGUGUUCCAAUGGGUUAUGGAGGGCCUCAUGCCGCUUUCUUGGCAACAUCACAAGAGUACAAGAGGAUGAUGCCUGGGAGGAUUAUUGGUGUCAGUGUUGAUUCUUCUGGAAAGUCGGCUUUGAGAAUGGCGAUGCAAACAAGGGAACAGCAUAUUCGGAGGGACAAGGCUACUAGCAACAUUUGCACUGCUCAGGCACUGCUUGCAAAUAUGGCUGCUAUGUUUGCUGUAUAUCAUGGACCUGAAGGCCUUAAGACCAUUGCUCAACGCGUUCAUGGUCUUGCUGGCGUGUUUGCCCUGGGAUUGAAGAAACUUGGAGUAGAAGUUCAGGAUCUUCCCUUCUUUGACACUGUGAAGGUUAAGGUUCCCAAUGCCCACGCAAUCGCUGAUGCUGCUGUGGAAAGUGAAAUAAACUUGCGAGUUGUAGAUGGAAAAACUAUAACCGUUGCUUUUGAUGAAACAACCUCAUUGGAGGAUGUUGAUACACUUCUCAAAGUCUUUGCUGGUGGCAAGCCAGUUUCCUUCACAGCUGCUUCUCUUGCGCCAGAAGUCGAGUCUGCGAUUCCUUCUGGAUUAACUAGGGACAGCCCUUAUCUGACACACCCUAUCUUCAACACGUACCACACUGAGCAUGAGUUACUCAGGUACAUUCAUAGGUUACAAUCCAAGGAUCUCUCAUUAUGCCACAGCAUGAUUCCACUUGGAUCUUGUACUAUGAAGUUGAAUGCAACAACUGAGAUGAUGCCAGUAACAUGGCCCAGCUUCACUGAUAUUCACCCUUUUGCACCAACUGAACAGGCUCAAGGUUAUCAGGAAAUGUUUGACAAUUUGGGUGACUUGCUGUGUACCAUCACCGGGUUUGACUCCUUCUCUUUGCAACCAAAUGCUGGAGCUGCAGGAGAGUAUGCUGGGCUGAUGGUUAUUCGAGCAUAUCAUUUGGCAAGAGGAGACCACCACCGCAAUGUUUGCAUUAUACCUGUCUCGGCACAUGGUACAAAUCCUGCCAGUGCUGCCAUGUGUGGCAUGAAAAUUGUAUCUGUGGGAACCGAUGCCAAGGGUAACAUUAACAUUGCAGAGUUGAGGAAGGCCGCUGAAACUCACAAGGACAACUUAUCAGCUCUUAUGGUAACAUAUCCCUCAACCCAUGGUGUUUAUGAAGAGGGUAUAGAUGAGAUUUGCAAGAUUAUUCAUGAUAAUGGAGGCCAAGUAUACAUGGAUGGUGCCAAUAUGAAUGCACAGGUGGGUCUUACAAGCCCUGGUUGGAUUGGAGCAGAUGUUUGCCAUCUCAAUCUCCAUAAGACAUUUUGCAUCCCUCAUGGAGGAGGUGGCCCUGGUAUGGGUCCAAUUGGUGUAAAGAAACACUUGGCACCAUUUUUACCUUCACACCCUGUGGUACCCACUGGUGGAAUUCCCGCCCCGGAGAACUCUCAACCUCUUGGUACCAUCUCUGCUGCACCUUGGGGCUCAGCACUCAUAUUGCCAAUCUCCUACACUUACAUUGCCAUGAUGGGUUCGAAAGGACUCACCGAUGCAUCAAAGAUAGCCAUUUUGAAUGCGAACUACAUGGCGAAACGAUUGGAGAAUCAUUACCCUGUUCUUUUCCGUGGAGUCAAUGGAACUGUUGCUCAUGAAUUCAUCAUUGACUUAAGAGGCUUUAAGAACACUGCUGGAAUAGAGCCUGAAGAUGUUGCAAAGCGCCUCAUGGACUAUGGCUUCCAUGGACCAACAAUGUCAUGGCCUGUACCUGGCACACUCAUGAUUGAACCCACUGAAAGUGAAAGCAAGGCUGAGUUAGACAGGUUCUGUGAUGCUCUUAUUUCCAUCAGAGAAGAAAUUGCUGAGAUAGAGAAAGGAAAAGCUGACAUUAACAACAAUGUGCUCAAGGGAGCUCCUCAUCCACCAUCAUUGCUCAUGGGAGAUGCAUGGACCAAACCAUACUCCAGGGAAUAUGCAGCCUUCCCAGCUCCCUGGCUCCGCGUCGCAAAGUUCUGGCCUACAACAGGGCGUGUUGAUAAUGUGUAUGGCGACCGCAACCUCAUCUGCACCCUUCUGCCGGCAGCACAGGUCGCCGAAGAACAAGCUGCUGCAACCGCAUAGUCCCUCAUUCCUUUCAUCAAGCAUUUUCAUCAUUUCUAGUUGUACAUAAACUCCUUCUCCUAUUUAUACAGUCAUUGCAGCUGCUGACUUUUGCUUCUGAAUAUGAUAAUGAUGAUAAUCCAAUGCUCUUAAGUUUCAUACAACCACAACACAUAUCUGCUCUUUCCCCUCUCCAUCUUAAUAAAAUAGAGGGAAAGUUCACCCAAAAAAAAAAGGAAAAAAUUUAGAAUAUUGGUCAGGUAGUAGAAUUAAGUGCUAUUAAAGUUACAUAUUCGUAUGCAUGUAAAAUCAGUAAAUCAUACGUUUGAAUAAACUCAUUAGUCUCAGCUAGUGUAUUAAUAGGCAUCAAUGUGCAUAUGAAUCCGCUUUUUAUUUAUUAACUAUGUAUAACAAUAAUAAAUAUGAGAUUAGUUAAGAUGACAAGUACUUUAUGCUUUA